GAAAGGAAUCAGUCGGGGCAAGAGACUCCUCAUUCCUUUGGAAUAUCUCAAAAGUGUCUGAAACAUUGUUAACAUUAUAGUGCGGCGGUGCUGUUCGGUGAAGUAUUUCGACAGUUGGAAUUCAAUUAGCACUUAUUACUGCGCCUAAAGUGCCUUGAGAUAAUUUUCUUUAAACACUCAAAGAGAGAAAAAUUAGCCUUAUAUCUGUUAGGCUUAUGCAUAAAUCAUCCGUUAAUGUAUCGUUCCCUUUCUAAGGUUGAUUAUUUUCAAUGUAAAAAAAAAGUUUUAUUCGUCAAAUCUCACCUAAAGAUCCAGGAGUUCCAAAGAUUUAGAAAAAAGGCUCUAAGGCUUCUUGAAAUUGUCCAACUAGGGAAAUCAGAAAGGGCAAACAUCUUAAAGUUUACGCUACGUGCCCUUCAAUUACUGGAUUUCAACAUUUCGGGGAUCAGUGUCAUCGGGUGGUUGGUUUCAAACUAGACUAAAAUGUCUUAUGCGUAUCUUUUUAAGUAUAUUAUUAUCGGUGAUACAGCUGUUGGAAAAUCAUGUUUACUUCUUCAGUUCACAGACAAACGUUUCCAACCGGUAUACGAUUUGACUAUUGGUGUUGAAUUCGGUGCCAGAAUGGUAAACAUUGCUGACAAGCAGAUUAAACUUCAAAUAUGGGACACGGCUGGACAAGAAUCAUUCCGGUCCAUAACAAGAUCAUACUAUCGAGGAGCAGCUGGAGCUCUUUUAGUUUAUGAUGUUACGAGACGUGAUACAUUUAAUCAUCUUGCAUCUUGGUUGCAAGACGCUCAACAGCAUGCUAGUCCAAAUAUGGUUAUUACAUUAGUUGGAAAUAAGUUUGACUUGGAUGCUAAACGUGAGGUUAAACAAGAAGAAGGCGAAUCUUUUGCUCGGGAGCAUAAAUUAUUAUUUAUAGAAACGUCAGCUAAAACUGGAGCAAACGUCGAACAGGCUUUUUCUGUUACUGCACGCGCAAUUUACGAGCGUUUACAACAAGGUCUUCUGGAUAUCAACAAUGAUGUAAGUUUUCGUUACUUAGAAAGAGAUUCCUUUGACAAUAGGUAACUUGUUUUUAUAAACAGAUCUGUAGAUAUCUUGAUUUUGUGUGGAUUUAAACAGCUUGCUCACAAGUUUUGUGUUGACGUCUUGUUGUUUUACAGUAUACACACCUUGUUAUGACUAACAGCAAUCUAAUUUCUCUGUUACAACUUUCGUGGAAUCAAUGACUUUAGGGUAAUCUCUGUAUAAUAAUUAAGAUAUUUGUACGAAACAAGGUGGAGAGAGAAUGAAAAUAAAUUACUGGACAGCAAAAAUAACCACAGGACUCAGUUUUAUGUAUUGAUUAAUUGGAUACUUUAUUCAAAAGUGAAUUGGAUGACUUCGUCGAAAAGAAAAUUUUCUUCGCUGCAAUUGUCUUCUUAUUAACUCCUAUAACCCAAUGUGUAUAUUCCGUGAAAAGUGAAUUCAAAAUUUUUUUAAGUGAAAUGAUUUUAAUCAGUGGUUAGAGUGCACAGUUUAUUACCAGUAUUGUAUGCAUUAAUUGUGGGAACAGACCGACAAUUUAGGAGAGGGAUUAUUUUCUCGAGCAAAUAGUGAGUUAUCUUGUUAUUUAGUUCAAAAUAUAUUCAGUAACAUGGAUAAGGAUCCUGCAUGCUCAUCAGUAGAAAUCAGAGAAAGAAGUAAGUCUUAAUAAUGUGGUUGAACAACAGUCUAAGAAUGUUUAGCAUGAAUUACAUCCCUGUCAACUGUAAAGUUGUGCCAUAAAAUAGGUUUAAACCAACUUCUGGUUUAAAUAUAGGUAGUGGAAAACUGUUGUGAAGAUUGUAUCAACUCUAAUGGACUAAUUGCUGACGAAGUCUCAUUCUGUGCUUUUUAUCUUGAGUCACCUCUGGUAUAAACGUGAUAUUUGACUGUAGAACAGCAUUUCUCUUUGUCCUGCGAUUUUUUUGCAAACGUGGUCGCUGAAGAUACUGGAUAUGUAAAGAUCUGUGGUUUCUGACCAUAGAUGUAAUCAUCCAGUUUCUCAAGGUAGUUGAAUCUGUAAUGAUCAGUAAUGGUAAGGUUAAUUGUAGGGUGUUAGAUAGACGUAAAGAUUUAACCGAUGAGGUUGUGAAUCCUCAUCGAAUGAGGUGGCUAGGAUACUUGACACGCAUUCGAAGCCAUGUUUUUCCUCGAGGACUAAUGCUGGCUGAAGUGGAAUUCAUUUUCACUCGGUUAUUUUCCCUUCAGUGCUACUCAUGCCUACUCCAUUAAAUUUCUGACUUUUGGUGUGAGUUACAUAUGAAGGUAUAAACAGUUUGACUGGUUAAUGCCUUCUAAAUGUUAAGAAUCAGUGUUUUUUGUGGCAUGACAUAGAUGUAUUCAUUACUAGUUGCCAAUCAAAUUCUGAAAAUCUCCACAGAUCUUUAUUUAAUUGUUCCCUCCCCCAAACGUUUUCGUUUAUUGUAGAUUCGCUACACUAACGCUUUGUACUUUUAUGUGUGGAUUUUGAAAGAGUGUCAACCUGAUCUGAUAAUCAUAUGUUCGAAGCUCUAUGUAGGCAAUUCAGUUAGUCAUUUUUAUUAAGUCUUAUAAUAGGUAAGCAUUUAGAGUACUGUAUUUCCACCUCGUCGGUUUGAUUUAUGCACUUUAGUUGUCUUGUUCUGCGUAGAUGGUAGUGUCCUGUUGCUUGAAGACGCCAAUGACUUACAGUCUUAUGGACAUUGCAAGUUAAUAAUGCAUGGGAUGUGUUAUUCAAUAUCUUAAUUGAAGAUUGUUAUUUCAAGAAUAGUUAGUGUCGAUAACUUUUCCGAUUCUAGAUGGUGAAUUGGGUGGUGGUUCUACCACUUCACAUACUUAGAUUGGUGGACAUAGCGUCACUAGUCAGAUUGUGUCAGGUGAUGUGACAGGGGUAUGUGACUGUACAUUAAUCGUUUAGAUUAAUGUGUAGCAAGUUGCUGCGCCCUACUCUAAGGCUGAAGAUUAUGGUCACACAGUUAGGAGAUGUCAUAAAGUCCUAAUUAUUUGACCGUCAUUGGUUUGCUGGCUUUUCAGACACUUGGCAGAAUCAUCAUAUGUGCUUUGUAGAAGUUGGGUAUAGAGUUCCAGAUAGAAUAGUAAAGUCAUUUGAAAGAGACUAUUAAUGAAUAUUUUCUGAGGUGCCCCAGUCAUGCAAAAUGCUUUACUGUCCACUAUCUAAUUUUGGAUUAUUUGACUCAAAACCAUAGAUCCACUUAUAUUGCCUCUUAACUGUAGCGUCAAUUCUCUUUACCCCCUUUUGUUUACAAUCUACCAUAUUUUUUGUAUUUGUUCAGUUCUUUUGUAUCUGGAUUUUUUUACUAAGUGCUUGGUGUGUAGAGUGAGUCAUAGCAACUUAGACCAUCAAACACGAGUACUACGUCCCAUGCUGAUAAUAUUUGUUUACCUCUUUGUUCUGCAAGUGUUCAGUUUCUUAUCCAAGAUACUGCUGAUAGGAUUUUCGAAGUACGCUUUUACAAUCUCUGUGUAUCAGCUUACUUCAUAAAUAUAUAUAAGAUAAACAUCGGAAUAAUGAAAUUAUGACUUUCGUCACUUUUAACUUUUACUUUAUACCCAUAAAUGUGUAUUUAUGUGUAUAUUGGUGAAAAUUAUUCGCUAUUUCUUUUUUUUUAAAAUAGGCAAACGGUAUUAAAUUGGGUCCUCAACAAUUGACCAAUCGACAGACUGGUUCUUAUGGUCCUGUCGGCUCAGAUACAGAUUCAAGUAAUACUCUAAGAAAACGUUGUUGUUAGUCUGUAACAACGAACAUGCGGUAUGGUCACUGCAUAACACAGGGAAAUCAACUGUCAGCUAAAACAGACAAUAAUAAACGGCAGUAAUCGAAAUGAUACAAAAAUAUUGUUGUUAUUAUUUCAGUAUGAUUCCACCAGAAAUCUUUCCUUUUUUUAUCUCAGUCAGUCGGUCAGUUUUAUGCUUUUUUUUUUAAAUUAACUAUUUCUUCGAGUUUUAACUCUGUUGGCUGUUUCAUUUUAUUUUGUUGUUUUCGUUCCAAAUAUUUCUUUGACUGUGAAUCGUGCACAUUUUAUAUUGACUUGUGUGAAUCCCCCUUAUAUAACUGUUUUUCUUUUUGUUGUUCAGUGACUUACCUUCACCUGUUGUUUACUUCUAUUCCUGAGUAUAUAUAUAUAUAUAUAUAUAUAUAUAUAUAUAUAUAACAUUCGUUUAUUUUUCAUUCCAAGAAAUCAUUACCAUUGUGAUGCUGAUCGGUAUUACAUUUAUUGUAUAUUAAUUACUUGAGGAGAAGUUUCUAGUAAUACAACACACGAAUAAUACUCGUAUCAAAAGUUGGUGAUGAUGGAUACUGUUCACAAAAUGAAACCGAACAGCGCUUAACUUUUAUGCCAAUACCUAUUCAAGGUGUUGAUGUUCGUAUGGAUUUAUUUUUAUUUUGUUAGGUAACUUACUGUGUAUGAACACCUGUACCUGUAUAUUUUAGGGCAUUGUCAGCAGGAAACAUGUGAUGCGCGCUGUCUGCCUCUUCAAUCAAGAUUGGUUAUCAAUCAAAUCUUUUUGUAAAAUGUGAUUGCUGUUCUUUGUUUUUUUUAAUAACUUUAAUUUGUUUUAUUUGAAUUACCUUUUGUUUUUGUUUCUAAAGGAAUAUUUACCAACUGCUUAUUUUUCUUUUUUCUUUUCGAAAACAUGUUUGUUUGUCUGUCUGUCAGAAAGUUUUUAAAACUAUUAGGCUUAUUUACGAAUGCUUACAAUAUCUUAUUCAUACAGAUUAUCAGAUACUGAAAUACAUUGCAUUGUUACUUAAUAUUGCUUUAUGAAAAUUAUGUAUCUGAUUCAUACGCUUCAGUCGAAUAUGUAGAACCAAAGAAGGAGGUACUUGUAUAAUUUACUGGAUUCACUGGUCAACCGGAUUUUUUUCGUAGUUGGAAAUUGAAUGCAUUACUGGCUACGUUUAUAAUAGUGUUUUACAUAAGACUGCUAAAUAAAUGCACUGUGAUUUUGUAUAGUACAGUUGUUAGUUAUUUGAAGGAAGUACGUCGUAUCAGAAUGAAUGCAACUGUUUAGAAAU
Molecule: messenger RNA, 5044 nt
Organism: Trichobilharzia regenti
Lineage: Eukaryota; Metazoa; Platyhelminthes; Trematoda; Strigeidida; Schistosomatidae
Source: the annotation of a GenBank genome assembly